Piliocolobus tephrosceles (Ugandan red Colobus) is the source of this 1258-nucleotide messenger RNA. RefSeq names its product CD37 molecule (gene CD37). Gene Ontology annotation, cellular component: plasma membrane. The record is from RefSeq and is a predicted model, not a curated record. Bases 136 to 981 code for a protein of 281 amino acids. The transcript is spliced from 8 exons. NCBI's taxonomy places the organism in Eukaryota, Metazoa, Chordata, Mammalia, Primates, Cercopithecidae.
CUUCCUCUUUCGGGGUUCUUCCUUUCUGUCUCAGCUCUCCGUCUCUCUUUCUCUCUCAGCCUCUGUCUCCCUGUCUCCCCUACUGUCAGCACCUCUUCUGUGUGGUGAGUGGAUCGCUCACCCCUCUAGGUGAAGAUGUCGGCCCAGGAGAGCUGCCUCAGCCUCAUCAAAUACUUCCUCUUCGUUUUCAACCUCUUCUUCUUCGUCCUGGGCAGCCUGAUCUUCUGCUUCGGCAUCUGGAUCCUCAUCGACAAGACCAGCUUCGUGUCCUUUGUGGGCUUGGCCUUCAUGCCCCUGCAGAUCUGGUCCAAAGUCCUGGCCAUCUCUGGAGUCUUCACCAUGGGCCUCGCCCUCCUGGGUUGUGUGGGGGCCCUCAAGGAGCUCCGCUGCCUCCUGGGCCUGUAUUUUGGGAUGCUGCUGCUCCUGUUUGCCACGCAGAUAACCCUGGGAAUCCUCAUCUCCACUCAGCGGGCCCAGCUGGAGCGAAGCUUGCAGGACAUGGUAGAGAAAACCAUCCAAAAGUACCGCACCAACCCCGAGGAGACCGCGGCGGAGGAGAGCUGGGACUAUGUGCAGUUCCAGCUGCGCUGCUGCGGCUGGCACUCCCCGCAGGACUGGUUCCAGGUCCUCAUCCUGAGAGGUAACGGGUCGGAGGCGCACCGCGUGCCCUGCUCCUGCUACAACUUGUCAGCGACCAACGACUCCACAAUACUGGAUAAGGUGAUCUUGCCCCAGCUCAGCAGGCUUGGACAGCUGGCGCGGUCCAGACACAGCACAGACAUCUGCGCGGUCCCUGCAAACAGCCACAUCUACCGCGAGGGCUGCGCGCGGAGCCUCCAGAAGUGGCUGCACAACAACCUUAUUUCCAUAGUGGGCAUUUGCCUGGGCGUCGGCCUACUCGAGCUCGGGUUCAUGACGCUCUCGAUAUUCCUGUGCAGAAACCUGGACCACGUCUACAACCGGCUCGCUCGAUACCGCUAGGCCCCGCCCUCCCCAAAGUCCCGCCCCGCCCCGUCACGUGCGCUGGGCACUUCCCUGCUGCCUGUAAAUAUUUGUUUAAUCCCCAGUUCGCCUAGAGCCCUCCUCCUUCACAUUCCCCUGGGGACCCAGGUGGCUGCCUGUCCCCGCUGCUGUCACCUCUCCCACGGGACCUGGGGCUUUCGUCCACAGUUUCCUGUCCCCAUCUGUCGGCCUACCACCUCCCACAAGAUUAUUUUUCACCCAAACCUCAAAUAAAUGCCCUGCGUUUUUGGUAAAA